AUGGGUCUUCUCUCUAUGCAGCAUCAUCCACAGCACCAGCAACAGGGUCAUCCGCCUCCCCAACACUUGCAACACUCGCGACCCCCGAGUGUAGUUCACCAGCAGCAUCACACUCAACCUCACCAACCGCCACAACAGCAGCAUCCAAGCGCGUACUCAUCUACGCAUUCGCUUCCCCCAGGCUACCAAACCAGUGCUCAGGCGCCUAACAAUCAGGACAACCUCAACUACUACAACCAUCCAAGCCCUUACAGCACACCUGGUGCCACAAGCGGAUACACAUCCGCAGAUACCUCCGAUAUGAUGGCCGCAGCACAAAUGCCGAGACCUCCCUACCCUCCAAUGUCCUACCAUACACCUCAAUCCAACUCCCCUGCUUCAGUCGCAUCGCCCUCGCAACAUGAUCAACACAGAAGCAUCUACGGCCAGCCCCCAUCGCAGCAUCUUCAACAAUCUAUGUACUACCAGCCGCAGAACCAAUAUCAAACUAUGCCUCCUCAAGCUGCCGCCUCACCUUAUGCGCAACAUGCGCCGCACCCCCAACAGUCCAUGACAUCGCAGCCCACCAUGAUGAUGUCUCAAACCGCACCCCAGAACCAAAUGACGCAGCAUGCUGCACAACAUGCGCACGCAGGAAUGACUGGUAGUCCUCGGCCCAAAAUCGAGCCUCAGGUGCCUCUGCAGCUCCAGAAGCCUCAGUCAUCUCCGAUGCAGCAGGCUCACCACCCUCAAAACGGUGGACAACUGCAGAGCCCAGGGAAUACCACGCCCGGUGUCAAUCCAAGUGCGGCACCGGGACCUAUCCCCGCUACAACCCCUCUCGUUGUCCGACAAGACGGUAACGGCGUACAGUGGAUAGCCUUUGAGUACUCUAGGGACAGGGUCAAGAUGGAGUACACCAUCCGCUGUGAUGUUGAGUCUGUCAACAUUGACGAACUAUCGCCAGAAUUCAAACAGGAGAACUGCGUCUACCCCCGAGCAUGUUGUCCCAAGGACCAAUACCGCGGUAACCGUCUGAUGUACGAGACCGACUGCAACCGUGUUGGUUGGGCUUUGGCCGAGCUCAACAUCCCUCUCAGAGGCAAGCGAGGACUUAUCCAGCGAGCGGUCGACAGCUGGCGCAAUAGCAACCAAGAUCCCCGACUUCGCAGCAGACGAGUUCGACGUAUGGCAAAGAUGAACCAGCGCAAACAGGUUCAAGCCUCUCCGCAUCCCGGUGCGGCUCACAUGCCCGGCCCCGGCGGACCUUCAGGGAUGCCUGGAGGUCCAGGGCCCAUGGGACCUGGUCCCGCCGCAAUGGGCAAACCUGGUCUCGGCAGCAUGGGUCAACCAAUGCACCACCACCAGCCAGGAGCUCACCCUGACGGUACAGGACAAAGUGGAGGAGAUGAAGUUGGCGAUGGCAAUUCCUACGAACACCAUCACCACCAAGCCCCUACCGGUCAGAACCCAUCUGUUAAUGACGAUGUGAGACCAGCCCAUGUCUUUACUGGGUACAAUAAUCAGCCUUAUCCCACUAGUGCGCCAAUGUCUCAUAUGGCUCCUCACUCUGGGGGCGCUGUCCCAGCCAAGCGCCACAGCAAAGCCAACGCUGAUGAGCCUGACGAUCUAUUCCCGGAUAUCCCUGAAGCUAAGAAGCGAAAGUUUAUCCUUGUCGAGGACAACGUUCGCGGAUCUCGUCUCCGGGUCAGGGUCACCCUCGAGGGCGUCGAUACUAAUGAGAUUCCCGACAGCUUCCGCAAGGGUGCUAGUGUUUUCCCCCGCAGCUACUUUCCCCGGGAAAUGCAAAGUCCUCCCCCCAGUGCCACCGGCUCACGUUUCUUUGGUGAAGAUCAUGAUGACGAUGGUAUUGAAGAGACCGAAGGCCGUGAGUCUAGCCGCCGCGGUGUUAAUAGGACUGGCAAGGAGAUGGUCAAGGUUCCCAUGGGCGAAUCAUCAGGCGAGAUUGCCAUUCCUCGAAUGACAAAAUCGACCCGGGGUAGGGAAGUCCGUCUCAAUGAUCUUGGCUACCGCAUGGCCUGGCUGCAGAGCCGAGUCUUUGCGGGUCGGACCGUGUUCUUGCAGCGAGCAUUGGACUGCUACCGCAACAAGACCCGUGCUGCUAUUGAGAGUGUCAUGCAAGACGUCAAAACUGUUGCUCCUCAUUAUGAAACUCGUGCUGGCAAGAGGCGAUGGAAUGAACGCAUGCGACGAGGUGCGAAGGAAGACGACGAAUAA
Molecule: messenger RNA, 2217 nt
Organism: Fusarium fujikuroi IMI 58289
Lineage: Eukaryota; Fungi; Ascomycota; Sordariomycetes; Hypocreales; Nectriaceae
Exons: 4
Coding region: 1-2217 (738 amino acids)
Source: RefSeq, a predicted model, not a curated record